AGUGUACUUUCGCUGGAGGGCGCUAACACAAAGCACCAGGUGGUCUGAGAUCAACUUGAGAGAGGAGGAGGCCAUUCACUAGCCUGUUUUAGCUACACACACCUAGCUACUGUUAGCUAGCCGGCGGCUAACGAGCAAGCUAAAACAUCAGUUUGUCUUAAUGUCGCCUGUUUUAUCAAGUGAUGGCAAGAGAACAGUGUUCCCCAACCGAAGCCGAACUGUAUUACCUCAUUGCCAGAUUUCUACAGUCUGGACCCUGUAAAAAAGCGGCACAGAUCCUGAUUGAGGAACUGGAGGAGUAUGAGUUGGUACCUCAACGAUGGAGUUGGGACGGAAAGAAAUACAAACGGACCUUCCAAGACUGGGUGAUUUUGAACCAGCACAUUCCAGCAGAUUAUCUGCUUCGUGUUUGUCAGCGAAUAGGCCCACUUAUAGAGAAGGAGGUCCCACCUAGUGUUCCUGGAGUCCAAACACUUCUGGGACUGGGAAGACAGUCCUUGCUUCGUACAGCCAGAAGUUGUAGCCACAAAGUUUACAAUGGCUCAGCUGUUGCUGCACUCCACCGAGGGCGUCCGCCAGAACCUCCAUUCAGCAAUGAAAAUGCUCCAAGUGUUGUGUCCAUCAUGGGUGCUCGCCAGACCACAGGUACAGCUCAUUUCAGCCAAGCCCUGCCCUCUUCCUCCUACCAACACAUGAAGAUACACAAACGUAUCCUUGGCCACCUUUCUUCAGUCUACUGCAUAGCCUUUGACCGCACUGGUCAUCGGAUAUUUACGGGUUCUGAUGACUGUCUCGUGAAAGUCUGGGCUACGGAUGACGGCCGGCUCCUGGCAACACUUCGCGGCCACUCAGCAGAAAUCUGUGACAUGGCUGUCAACCAUGACAAUACACUCAUUGCCUCAGCAAGCUGUGACAAAGUCAUUAGAAUAUGGUGCCUGCGUACCUGUGCACCUAUCACUGUUCUGCAGGCCCAUGCUGCCUCCAUCACAUCCAUACAGUUUUGUCCUGCUGUCAAAGGGACAGUCCGGUACCUGGCCUCCACAGGUGCAGAUGGCAUGGUGUGUUUUUGGAAGUGGCACUCACUUAACAUGAAAUUCAAUGAUCAACCAGUCAAGUUUGUUGAGCGGUCACGUCCAGGAGUGCAAGUCUCCACUUCCUCCUUCAGUAGUGGUGGUAUGUUCAUGGCUACUGGUGGCACAGACCAUAUGAUCAGGGUCUACUACCUUGGUGCUGAAACUCCGAUGAAGGUCUCUGAGAUGGAUGCUCACACUGAUAAAGUUGUAGUUGUCCAGUUCAGCAAUAACAGUGACAGCCUAAGGUUUGUGAGUGGCAGUCGUGAUGCUUUAGACAUGGCUGCCAGGCUGCCUGGGAGUAAUGUUGGCAAUGGAGAUGAUAAAACCAAGCUUGUGGUGACCAUGGUGGCCUGGGACCGUGCAGAUAGAACAGUCAUCACAGCUGUGUCAAACUAUCUGCUUAAAGUGUGGAGCGCAACCUCUGGACAGCUGCUGCAUGUUUUAUCUGGUCAUGAUGAUGAGGUGUUUGUACUGGAGGCUCACCCGUUUGACUCCCGCAUUAUGCUAUCUGCUGGUCAUGAUGGCAACAUUUACAUCUGGGACCUGACCAAAGGGGCUAAGAUACGAAACUUCUUCAACAUGAUUGAAGGACAAGGCCACGGUGCUAUUUAUGACUGCAAGUUCUCAGCUGAUGGGCAGCAUUUUGCUUGCACUGACUCACAUGGCCAUUUGCUCAUCUUUGGCUUCGGUUGCAGCAGACCAUAUGAGAAGAUUCCUGACCAGAUGUUCUUCCACACGGACUACCGUCCUCUUAUUCGUGACUCUAAUAAUUACGUCCUAGACGAGCAGACGCAGCAGGCCCCACACCUCAUGCCACCACCCUUCCUGGUGGAUGUUGAUGGGAAUCCGCACCCUCCUCACUACCAGCGACUAGUGCCAGGAAGAGAGAACUGCAAGGAGGAUCAACUAAUACCUCAGCUGGGAUACAUGACUAACAGUGAUGGAGAGUUGGUUGAGCAGGUACUUGGCCAGCAAACAGCAGAAAAUGGAGAAAAUCUCUUGGACAAUCUUAUUAGACAGCUGCAGAAUGAGCAGGACGAGCGGCAGAAUGCAGAGCAGCAGGCUGAAGAGGCAGGGGUCUUCUUAAAUACAGCUGGAGACAUGGGAGAAGUGGUGGCCUCCUCUCCAGUUGUUGGACUCCACAGAAGUGGGCAGAUGGGCGGUGUAUGGCAGAUGCAGUAUAACACCCUGCGCAGUCAAGUGGCCACUGAGAGGGACCUUUUGGCCUGGAGCCGCAGAGUGGUAGUCAAUGAAGUGCCACAAGGGAUAUUCAGAGUGUCGGAGGAGUGCAGACGAGCCAAAGGCGACAUGGAAUGUUCUCUAUACAAUGCAGAGAGGAGGAAGAAACCAGUGACCUGUGUGCCCAAGAGCGAGCCGCUUACUACACGGCUGCGCUCCCUGCAGUCUAAGAAAAAGCAGCAGCGCCACACCUAUCAGACUCGCUCAGCUCAAGUUCGCCGUCCUGGGAGCAGGAGUCGAAAUCUCAGCAGCCGACGUCUCAGCCACAUCAACUCCGACAGUGAUGGAGAGGCAGCAGAACAGGUGGAGCAGAGUGAUGCCUCCUCUGAUGGUGAAGCUCGGUGGCAGAGUGAAAGCAGCUCAAGUGACUCGUCCAGUGAAUAUUCAGAUUGGACAGCUGAUGCUGGGAUUAACCUUCAGCCACCAAAACGGCCAACCAGGAGGCCUGUACAGCCCCCAGAUUACAGCAGCUCUGAGGAGGAAGAAGGCAAUGACAAAGCAAAGGAGAAGAGGGAAAAUGAGAAGAGGAAGAAGCCCAAGGAAACCAAACAGAAACCCACAUCCUCUCUGGCUGGACUUGAUGCAGAGGAGUGGCUGCCACCAUCGUGGAUAAUGGACACCAUCCCACGCCACUCUCCUUUUGUUCCACAAAUGGGAGAUGAGCUCAUCUACUUCAAACAGGGCCACCAGGCUUAUGUCCGGGCAGUCCGCAGAGCCAAGGCCUACAGCAUUAACCCUCAGAAACAGCCGUGGAACAGACUCAACCUCAGGGACCAGGAAUCUGUGAAGGUGGUUGGAAUUAAAUAUGAAGUGGGACCUCCUACCCUCUGCUGCCUAAAACUGGCCUUCUUGGACCCAGUCUCAGGGAAGAUGACCAAUGAGUCUUUCUCCUUAAAGUACCAUGACAUGCCUGAUGUCAUAGAUUUUCUGGUACUGCAGCAGUUUUACAAUGAGGCUAAAGAGCACAACUGGCAGCCAGGUAUGAGGUUCCGCAGCAUCAUCGAUGAUGCCUGGUGGUUUGGCUCUGUGGAGGACCAGGAGCCUCUGCAGCCAGAGUAUCCAGAUAGCCUGUUUCAGUGCUAUGCAGUAAAGUGGGAUAAUGGUGAGCGGGAAAAGAUGAGUCCGUGGGACAUGGAGCCUAUUCCUGAAGAAGUUGCGUUGCCAGAACAUGUCGAUGAUGGAGUGGAGGUAUCCGAGGAGGAGCUAAAGGCUCUGCUAUACGUGCCUCAGGAAGGAGAAUGGGGGGCUCACACACGGGAUGAAGACUGUGAGAGAGUCAUCCAUGGGAUCGAUCAGCUUCUUACACUGGAUAUAGCCAAGGCAUUUGCAUCACCAGUAAAUCUGCAGGACUACCCUCUGUACUGCACUGUGGUGGCGUAUCCCACUGACCUCAGCACCAUCCACAAACGACUGGAGAACCGCUUCUACAGGCGGAUAUCUGCGUUAAUGUGGGAGGUGCGCUACAUUGAGCACAAUGCUCGCACUUUCAAUGAACCCCAGAGUCCCAUUGUAGCAGCUGCCAAGGUGGUGACUGACGUUCUCCUACACUACAUCGGGGACCAAAGUUGCACAGACAUCUUGGAUCUGUAUCACAAACUGAAGUCUGAGAUCAGCAGUGGAGGAGAAGCUGAGGCUGAGUUAGAUGUGGAUUCUGACACUCCAGGGACGUCAACAGGACAUCGGAGAGCCAGUGCAAAUUCUAAGAAGCGUGGUGUGGUUUUGGAUGUGAAAGCCUGGAGAGGUCAAUGCAGAGAGCUUCUGCAUCGAAUGAUUGUUUCCCCGGAUUCAGAGCCAUUCAGACAGCCUGUGGAUCUCUUUGAGUAUCCGGACUAUCGAGACAUCAUCGACACACCCAUGGAUCUGGGUACAGUGUCAGAGGCACUGGUAGUGGGGAAUUACGAAAACCCAGUGGAGUUCGCAAAAGACAUCCGCCUCAUUUUCAGCAACUCUAAAGCAUACACACCUAACAAGAAAUCGCAGAUCUACAGCAUGACCCUCAGCCUGUCUGCCUUCUUUGAAAAACACAUCAUCUCUAUCAUCUCCGACUACAAGUCUGCCAUUCAGAAUGAACGGCGGACUCGUCAGAGACUCAGCUACAGGACCAGAUUGCACAAUGGUGGCAGCUCCCCGCCUAUUAGUCUAUCCCCCAGCCCUAAAGGGAAGCACAAGUCAGGGAAGGUGUCAAAGCCAAAAAAAUCCCAGACCUCAACAAAGACUCGUUCUCAGAGACGAUAUGAAGCUCAGCACAGCAGCAGUGUAGCAGAGGAGGAGGACAUGCAGCCUUCUUCCCCAAGUUCAGGGACAAGCAGCGAGGACAGAAACCAAGGGCUGUAUCAGGUGACCCUCAGCCAGGCAACUCCAGUGAAGAAGUCAGGGCACCAGCGUAACUUGCGUCUAAGAAACAGCUCUGGGCGAGAGGCCGUGCAGGCUUACGAUGACGAGGAGGUGUCUGGAUCCAACAGCUCCUCGUCAGAGUCUUCCUCCACCUCAUCAUCCUCGUCUUCCUCAUCAUCAUCUGACAGCGAUAACAGCUCUGAUUCAGAGGCAGAGAACUACAUGGAAGGGGGAGAUCACGAUUACAGCAAAGCCCCCCGCCUGUCAGCACGCCUCUCAGCUGAAGGUAAGGUGGCGGCCUCAGGGAAAAGGAGACACAAAGGAGGAGAAGACACGGCACAGAGCCCUAAAAGAGCACGAGUGCAGCUGCCAGCGGAGGAGGAGGAGGAAGAGGAGGAGGAUGAGGAAGAAGAAGAGGAGGAAGAGGAAGAGCAGCAGCAGCAGCAGCAACAGCAACGUCAGGUGGAUCUAAGACAUGAAGAAGAUGAGGGAGAGGAGGAGGAUGACGAUGAAGAGGAGGAGCCAGAGGAGGAGGAGGAGCCUGAGGAGGAAGAUGAUGAUGAUGAUGAUGAUGAAGAUGAUGAUGAUGAUGGAGACAACUCUGAUGAGGUGCAGAGUGAGGCUGCAGCUGCAGCAGUAGUAGCUAGCAAUGCGAGAGGCAGCCAGUGCAAGACUCGGCGGGUCAACACACGCAACCAGGGACGCAGGACAGUUAUGUACAGGGACGACUCUGAGGAUGAUGGCCAUGGGUCAAAGGAAGACCCCCUCAACCUGGGCAUGUCCCGCUCAGGACGGGUACGUCGUAUGACUGAGAAAGCCCGUGUCAGCCACCUCAUGGGCUGGAGCCACUGACACGUCGCCCCUUUUUAAACCUCACAAAAUUAUUCUUACACGAGUACUGCAGGGAUUUUUUUCCUUUUCUUUUGUACAAGUGUGUAUAUAUAAUAUAUGAAUAUAUGAUUUUCUUUUUACCUGAGACUGCUUCUGACUCUCACACUGAUGGCUGGUGCUCAUGACGUUGCCAAGGAGUUUACAUCCCUGAUCGACAGAGCUACUGUUCAACAUGGAGCCUCUCCAAAUUGAUUAACUCACCUCUGCCUUACUGCUCGCUGGAGGAGCCUUUAAGAUGCCACACUGCUCUUCUCCUCCUCGUCCAGUUUAUUUCAUAUCCUGUAAUAAAACACUAUAUCUGUUCCUCUUUGUCCUCCCUUCGUCAACGUUUCUUACUCCUGUCACCAAAGAAAGAUGAAAGAAUGCCAAAAACAGUACACGUUUUACCUUUCUCUUUCUGUUGUUGGGUUUCCCCCAUGAGUAAUUCAGCAAAGCUCCCAUUCUAGUUGUGAUCACCAGUUCUCUCACUAGCACCAUUUGACAUGCUCAUUAUCAAUAAAGGUCACUGAUUUGAUACUUUUGUUUUUCUUCAAAAUCAUAAGCCUUAGUUUCCAACGCUCACAUCAUUCAGAUUUAUUCUGUCUGUGGCUGAAGGCAAGACCAGUAGACCAGUGUAAUCUGGAUACUAGCAAUACUGGGGACUCAGAGGGACUAUGCUCAGUAGAAUACAUGAACAUUAAAUGUUCUUCCUGCUUCCUUUUGCUUUUGUUGACUGUUUUAUGGUUCUUCAGUUCAGUUUUUAAGUUAGAAUUGGAUGCUUUUUGUUAAGGGUAUGUUUUU
Molecule: messenger RNA, 6317 nt
Organism: Monopterus albus (swamp eel)
Lineage: Eukaryota; Metazoa; Chordata; Actinopteri; Synbranchiformes; Synbranchidae
Gene: brwd3
Product: bromodomain and WD repeat domain containing 3
Exons: 41
Coding region: 183-5498 (1771 amino acids)
Biological process (GO): cytoskeleton organization; regulation of transcription by RNA polymerase II; regulation of cell shape
Cellular component (GO): nucleus
Molecular function (GO): protein binding
Source: RefSeq, a predicted model, not a curated record